GUCUAUAUAAAGCAUUGCACCCAUCAACAAAGCAUUCUACGAAUAUUACAUAGGGCUCAACAUGUCUGGUCGCGGCAAAGGAGGAAAAGGUCUAGGAAAGGGAGGCGCGAAGCGUCAUCGCAAGAUCCUUCGGGAUAACAUCCAGGGCAUCACCAAGCCCGCCAUUCGCCGUCUCGCCCGCCGUGGUGGAGUCAAACGAAUCUCUGGCCUCAUCUACGAGGAGACCCGUGGCGUUCUCAAAGUCUUCCUUGAGAACGUUAUCCGUGACGCGGUCACCUACACCGAGCACGCCAAGCGUAAGACUGUCACCGCCAUGGACGUAGUCUACGCUCUGAAGCGACAAGGCCGAACCCUGUACGGAUUCGGCGGCUAGAUUAUCUAGUCAACACAAACCAACGGCUCUUUUAGGAGCCACCACAUGCAAUGAAGGUCGUGAUCAAACGCAUCAAUAAAAUUAUGCCACAGAACUCGUUUUCAAUCACACAAACUUUUAACAUAAAGCGUACAUUAUGCAUUUAAGGGUAAAUUCUUUAAACAACAUUUAUAAAAGCAAAUGGUUUUUAGAAAUGUAAUAGAGACUACCUUUGCUUUGUUGUCAUUG
Nematostella vectensis (starlet sea anemone) is the source of this 601-nucleotide messenger RNA. Its product is annotated as histone H4. The coding region runs from base 62 to 373 and encodes 103 amino acids. Gene Ontology annotation, molecular function: structural constituent of chromatin; DNA binding; protein heterodimerization activity. The transcript has a single exon. Gene Ontology annotation, biological process: nucleosome assembly. Gene Ontology annotation, cellular component: nucleosome. The record is from RefSeq and is a predicted model, not a curated record. Lineage: Eukaryota; Metazoa; Cnidaria; Anthozoa; Actiniaria; Edwardsiidae.